Molecule: messenger RNA, 846 nt
Organism: Dracunculus medinensis (Guinea worm)
Lineage: Eukaryota; Metazoa; Nematoda; Chromadorea; Rhabditida; Dracunculidae
Source: the annotation of a GenBank genome assembly
AUGGACGCGGCGAAGUGUCUUUGUGUAACCCCAAAACAACUGGAAUGCGGUCAUACGAUUUGCGACGUAUGCGCGAGGCGAAUUAUUGAUUUGUCGACUGCAUCUUAUAUAAACUGUCCGAUAUGCCGUGGACCCACUGAAGUUCCAUCUGCCGGGCUUCAGACGAAUUACGCACUUUCAUCUGUGAUUGAAUUUGUAUGCAGUGGAAGUGGACGUUGCUCGCUCUGUUCGUUUAUGGUCAUUGAAAAACUAUUUUGUUUUACUUGUGAUAAGAACAAUGCUGAGGCGAGGAUUUUGUGUACGACGUGUGCUUUAAAUCAUCAUGCGUUGACAGGCCACAAACUACAAGCAUUUCAAAAACCUGAUGUUAAUAUGCUCAGUGGUACUGCAAAUCGGAUCUUGCGUGAUAAAGAUAGAUUGGAAGCGUCUAUUUCCGCUAGUUUUUCUCGUUUGUCUAAUACUAUAUCGUGUUGUUCUAAACAAUUCGGAAAAUUUUUAUCGGAAAUAGUAGAAUUAAGUAAUAAUAUUCUUUGCGGUGAUGCACCUCAGUCACUCUGCUUGAAUCAGUUCGCUAAUGCACAAAAACGUUUUAAAGUGGUUGAAUUGCUUGCUAAGCGCUAUGUCAGCAUCAUGAGAUAUGCCGAAGUUGAGUUGAAGAAUUUCAUGGAGUUUGCUGGAAAUUUGUUGAAAGAAAGUGAAAAUAAUUAUGAAUUAGUUAUUUCGAGGCUUACACUUGAACAGCCCAUUUUGGAUGCGUCUUUGGUAGAUCAUAUAAGUUCGAUUUCGCCGUUUACUUUUUCGGAAAAUGGGCGAACAAAACAAAGGCACGGAAAUAGUAGAAUAUGA